Molecule: messenger RNA, 1364 nt
Organism: Rhodofomes roseus
Lineage: Eukaryota; Fungi; Basidiomycota; Agaricomycetes; Polyporales; Fomitopsidaceae
Exons: 3
Coding region: 177-1169 (330 amino acids)
Molecular function (GO): protein binding
Source: RefSeq, a predicted model, not a curated record
GUCGGCGGUCGCGACCUGGAAAUGCCAUUGUCACUCUUACAUACCUAGUCGGUGGUCCCCCGUCCAGACGAUUGUUGCAUACACCGGGCCUUAUGAUUGUAGGUAAUCCUCGAAAUACUUCUGGCAUGGACAAUAAAGAUUCCGCUACGGCAUAAGGAGGACGGUUAUCUGUGAUCAUGGACGACGCGCAAGCUCCCGGAGAACUGAAUGUACAGACCGCCGCGCUGGUACCCGACGAGGAGCUAUGGUUCCCCGAUGGCAAUGUAGUGCUCGAAGCGCAGGGCCAUGCCUUCAGGGUAUAUCAGGGGCUGCUCGGCUACAACUCCGAGGUAUUUCGUGACUUGUUCACCGUUCCUCAACCACCAUCUGCGGAGACGUUCGACGGGUGUCCUAUGGUCCACCUCACCGACCAUCCAGAGGAACUGCGUCAUCUCCUACGAGUCAUCUUCGACGGGAAGAAAUAUUAUCCUCACCACGUACGACUCGACUUCAGCGUUGUUGCCGCCCUCAUUCGACUUUCCCACAAAUACCAAAUCCAAUAUGUGCACGAGGACUACCUUUCGAGGAUGAAGUCUUGCUUCUGCACUGAUGCUGACCAAUGGAACGAAGCCUACAUCAAAUACGGCAGCUCCUCGAUGGCAUACGUGAACACGGACGCUAUCCAGGCAGUCAAUAUUGCGCGACUCACCGAUACUGUUUCGAUACUGCCCAGUGCUCUGCUCGUUUGCUGCCAUCUUGAUGCGAACGAACUCCUCAAUGGCAGCCGUCGCCUCGACGAUAACCUCGAACGGCUCAGCAAACAAGACAUCGCGAGCUGCAUCAACGCUCGUCAAGAGAUCCUUUACCAUGCUAUCAAAGCGUCCAUGGAAUUCCUACUCACCCCUGGCAUCCCACACCCAGAAGAAUGUGAAACGCAAGACCGUUGUCGGGACUGCAUCGAGCGAUUGCGCGCAAUUUUCUUGGAAAUGCACACAGCAGGGGGUCUGCUCUCAACGGCCUUCCUCACCCGCACAGCUUUGAUCCGCGGAAAUCGGCUGUGUGGAAACUGCAGAGAUGCUCUCUGCAAGGAUGAGGCUGAGGUACAGCCGCAGAGGCACCUCUGGGCUGAGCUACCAGGGCUCCUGGGCAUAGAGAAGCCAGUCAGAUGGCCCGAAGCCCCAGGCCAAUAAACAACCUGUCCCUCCCCUGUAACCAUGGAGUCUUCAUGAUCCUACUGAUCGUCACGCUAUGUGUUGUGCCAGUGGCCGCAAGUAUGGGUUCAUGAUUACAGUAUCAGUCCGUCAUUGUCGGUAACACAUACUGACCGUUGUAUUUAUUGAGGAUUUUUCGUCGAUCGAUACCAGACCUUGAUCGUUGGACGCAGC